Molecule: messenger RNA, 1180 nt
Organism: Juglans regia (Persian walnut)
Lineage: Eukaryota; Viridiplantae; Streptophyta; Magnoliopsida; Fagales; Juglandaceae
Exons: 1
Coding region: 17-1180 (387 amino acids)
Source: RefSeq, a predicted model, not a curated record
UGAUCUAAUACAUACAAUGAUCAAGCUUUCAGUACUUGAUAUGGAACUAGAUCGUGCCAUAGAACGUCAAGAGGUUGGAAUCAAAUUCAAGAAGGGAGUGAUAUUUAAGCAUUUAUUUGGCUUGAUAAGUAGAGUAGUAAGUCAAUUACCUACAAAAAUGGAUGACAUGAAGAAGGGCAUAUGUUAUGCCAUAGAGCUACAAAAAUCUAGACUCAAAUUCAAUAUGACAGAGAUAUUUAAGUUUCCAUAUCGUCCGAAGAAGAUUGAAGACUGGAACUCAAUACCAUAUGGAACAGAGCUUCGUGCGGCUGGAGUUGAAUUCAAGAUGGCAAAGAAAUUUAGGGAUAAACUUUACGAGAAUGAGGAAUGGAAGUUAAUACCUGAUGCCAUUGCAUUUCAAGAGGCUGGAGUUGAAUUCAAGAAAGCAUUGAAAUUUUCUCUUCUACAACUUCAAAAUAGGAAGGAGGACGGUAAGAAAAAACUUUGUGGAACCAUAUUCAAGAUGGUAGAGAAAUUUAUGCACCUACCGUUUCUGAACAAGAUUGAAUACUGGAACUCAAUUCCUGAAGGUAGAGAGCUUAAAGUGGCUGGAGUCAAAUUCAAGAAGGCAAAAAAAUUUAGGGAUACAAAAGAUGUGAUAAAGUCAAUACCUAAUGCAACAGAGCUUAAAGAGAGUGGAAUCAAAUUCAAGAAGGCAAAGCAACGUACCACGUUUGCCAUUCAGUUUGGCAAUGGGGUAUUGGAAAUUUCACCUUUGAGAAUAGAAGAUGAAACUGAAACUUUUUUGCGAAAUCUAAUUGCAUUUGAGCAAUAUAGUCUAGACAAUGAUUCUAGUUACGUCACCAACUAUAUGUGCUUCAUGGAUGAUCUCAUUGACUCUCCAAAGGAUGUUGAAUUACUCCGUCGGAAAGGAAUCAUUGAAAAUUGGUUGGGUGAUGAUAAAGUUGCUUCCACCAUGGUUAACAAGCUUGGCCACCAUGUCACCAUUUCAACCAGGAACUCCAUUUAUGCUAAAAUUUCCAUUGAUAUGAACAAGCAUUGUGCCAAACGCUGGAAUGAAAGGAUGGCAAAAUUGAGGCACAAUUAUUUCCAUAGUCCUUGGGCUUUGCUUUCAGUUUUGGCGGCUAUCUUAUUGCUCGGACUUGCAAUUACACAAACCGUGUUUUCUAUUAUUCAUUAG